Messenger RNA from Gossypium arboreum, 1340 nucleotides. Its product is annotated as chaperone protein dnaJ 6-like. Lineage: Eukaryota; Viridiplantae; Streptophyta; Magnoliopsida; Malvales; Malvaceae. The record is from RefSeq and is a predicted model, not a curated record. The transcript is spliced from 8 exons. Bases 309 to 1151 code for a protein of 280 amino acids.
AAAAAAGAAGAAGUUUGGGCCAUGUUGAAAGUUCAUCAGUCAUGUGGAUCCCAUCUGCUAUCAACGGCGCCAAUACAGUGUUCUUAUCGACCUUUACCUAAGCUCAGUCCACAGCAUAUGAUCAACUGGCGGGAAAAGCAAAGACCCAAAUGGCGGGAAGGAAUCAAAUUCUAAAACCUACGCUAUAAAUUCAGAAACCAAAAAUCUUCCCAGACCCAAAGUUCCUUUCUUCUGGCUUAAGAGACGAAAAAAAGAACUUUAAAACUCAGAAUACUUAAAAUUGUUAUUUUGUUAAAUUUGGGCUAAAAAUGGGAAAGAGAAAGAACUCUGGGGUUUCACGCGAUGAAGAAGAGGAAGUAGAGGUGGAAAAUCACUCGUCUUCAAAUGAAAAGAGCUUAUACGAGGUUCUCAAUGUUGCAAAGACGGCAUCUCAGCAGGAGAUUAAGAAAGCAUAUUAUAAGUUGGCCUUGAGACUACAUCCUGAUAAAAAUCCUGGUGAUGAGGAAGCUAAAGAGAAAUUUCAGCAAUUGCAAAAGGUGAUAUCCAUUCUCGGUGAUGAGGAGAAACGAGCUGUCUAUGACCAAACUGGUUGCGUCGGUGAUGCUGACCUUGCUGGAGAUGUUGUUGAGAAUUUGAAAACCUUUUUCAGGGCUAUGUAUAAAAAGGUCACUGAGGCUGAUAUUGAAGAGUUUGAAGUGAACUAUAGGGGAUCUGACUCAGAGAAGAAAGAUUUAUUUGAUCUUUAUAAGAAGUGCAAGGGCAAUAUGAAUAAGCUUUUCUGUUCAAUGCUUUGUUCAGAUCCUAAGCUUGAUUCACACCGUUUCAAGGAUUUGCUUGAUGAAGCAAUAGCUGCCGGGGAACUGAAAGAAACAAAAGCCUACAGGAAAUGGGCGAACAAAGUAUCUGAAAUGAAGCCACCGACCAGUCCAUUGAGAAGGAAGGAGAAGUCCGUUAAACAAUCAGAAUCAGAUCUACUUGCAAUUAUAUCUCAGCGCAGAAAUGAGAGGAAAGACCGGUUUGAUUCCAUGUUUUCAACAUUGGUGUCCAAGUACGGGGGUAAUGCAGAUUCUGAGCCUACUGAGGAAGAAUUUGAAGCUGCAAGGAGGAAAGUUGAAAGUCGAAAGGCCUCCAACAAAUCAAAGCACAAGUGACAUCAGGCCUUAUUCUAGUGUUGUUUCUGUUAAAACGAUGAAUAUGGCGAGAAUUAUGGAAAAUGCUAACUUGUCUUAAUUAUCUAAACAAACAUGGAAUGUUUCCUUGUGUUCUAGUUACAGUCAUUUGCAUUUGCCUUGGGUCAUCUACUUAGUAAUGAACAUGCCUGCUUUAACUAUACAACACAA